This is a messenger RNA of Hypanus sabinus (Atlantic stingray), 4605 nucleotides long. RefSeq names its product tonsoku-like, DNA repair protein (gene tonsl). Lineage: Eukaryota; Metazoa; Chordata; Chondrichthyes; Myliobatiformes; Dasyatidae. The record is from RefSeq and is a predicted model, not a curated record. The transcript has 26 exons. The coding region runs from base 16 to 4440 and encodes 1474 amino acids. Gene Ontology annotation, molecular function: protein binding.
AAGCUGCCGUCAUGAAUGCGUAACCAGGUAGUAGGCGGUACUCGGCCAAUUGGAGUGUGCGCUGUCGCGCCGCUCGGCCAAUGGGAGCCCCGUGCGGGAGCGCGGGUUUCGGCUGGGAGUUCGCGGCCUCGGGGCUCCUGCUUCAGACGCCCGAAGAUGAACGGAGCCCGGGAGCUGAAACACCUGCAGAAGGCCAAGUUGAAAGCCCAGAGAAGCCACAACCUGAGGGAGGAGGCGAAUAUCUGCAACCAGCUGGGCGAGGUGCUGGCCAAACAAGGUCAGUUCCAGAAGGCGAUCGAGGAACACCGGCAGGAGCUGCAGCUGUCCGAGGUGCUGAACGAUGUGAUCGGCUGUGCGGUGGCCAACCGGAAGAUUGGGGAAUGCCUCGCAGAGCUGGGGAGCUACUCCGAUGCACUUGAGCAUCAGCGCAAGCACCUGCAAUUGGCCCAACAGGUGGCCAAUCACGUGGAGGAGCAGCGAGCCUGGGCGACCAUUGGCCGGACAUACCUCUUCAUCUACGAGACUGACCAGGAGAGCGAGUCACUGCAGGAGGCGGAAAAUGCCUUCCAGAAGAGCCUGGCUAUCGUUGACAACAAGUUGGAAGGAAAGGUCUCCCAGCAUGAGCUCAGUGAGAUGCGAGCCAGGCUCUACCUCAACCUGGGCUUCCUCUGUGACAACAAGAAGGACCCAGUCAGAUGCAACCAAUACAUCCGCAAGAGUAUCUACAUUGCCGAGCAGAACAAAUUGUAUGAGGAUCUGUACCGGGCCAACGUCAACCUGGGGAACAUCCACUGUCGCAACGGAGAGCACGCCAAGGCCGUCCGCUUGCUCGAGGCAGCCAAGGAGUGCGCCAGGAAGAUGAAGGAGAAGUUCAUGGAGAGCGAGUGUUUCAGCAGCAUUGGGCAGGUCAUGCUGAUUCUUGGGGACUUCGUGGCUGCCAAGCGAUCCUUAAGGAAGGCGUUUAAACUGGGAUCUCAACACCAGUCAGAUCACGAUAUGGUGAGGAGAAAUCUCAAAAAUGCUGUGAAGGGUUGCCGGCUGGAGGAGGCCCUGUCCGAGCUGGGCAAGGAAGAGCAGCAAGAUGCGCUGGGUCUGUGCGAGCAGCUCGGUGAUCUCUGCUGCAAGGUCUGCAGUUACCGGAAAGCCAUCGACUACUACCAGAUGCAGCUGAGAUAUGCAGAGCAGCUGGAGAAACCAGACCGGGAGCUGGCGGUUAUACACGUCUCACUAGCGACCACAUUUUCUGACCUUGAUGACCACGAACAGGCUCUGAAACAUUACCAGGCUGAACUGAGUCUGCGGACAGGAAACCCGAAGGAGGAGUGCAAGACCUGGCUGAACGUGGCAAUGGCCAAAGAAGAGUGUGGGCGACCGUACGCCGAGCUGGAGGAGUGUUACCAGAAGGCGCUGCGGUGUGCCGACCAGGCUGAGAUGCCCCGUCUGCAGGCCCGAUCGAUGAGGCUUCUCCACUCUGUCCAGCAGAGGAAUGGGCGCCCCGAGGCCGACAUCACCCUGGGCCGCCUGCAGCAACUGUCGCCAGGCAGUGAGAGCGGAGACGAGAGUGAUGUGGGCGAGGUGGACAACAGUGAGCCCCUAGAAGACAGCGAGCUGGAGCUCUCCGAGAGCGAUGACGAAGAGAUGGAAGGCUAUGAUAAAUCCAUCCCUGGCCGGAGGAAGAUAAACCGGUGGAACCGGAGGAAUGAGAAGGGUGAGACCGUGUUACACCGAGCCUGUAUUGAGGGGAAUCUGAAACACGUUCAGUGUCUGGUGGAGAAGGGCCACCCCUUGAACCCCCGGGAUUACUGUGGCUGGACACCACUUCAUGAGGCAUGCAACCACGGGCACUUGGAGAUCGUCCAGUUCCUCCUGGAUCACCAGGCCAACAUCAAUGAUGCGGGUGGGCCGCACUGUGAGGGAAUCACCCCCCUGCACGAUGCUGUCAUUUCCGGCAACUUCGCCGUGGCCCAGCUGCUGGUUGAGAAGGGAGCGUCGGUGACGGUCCAGAAUGCUGAGGGUCAGACUCCCCUGGACAGUCUGCACAAGUGGGAGCGCGACUAUCGCACGGACCUCGACCGCGAUACGAGGCUGCAGUGCAGACAUCUGGAGAAGAUGCUGAUGAGCGCCCUAGCCCGAGGCGAGCCUCACCGUCCCCAGCUUGGCCAGUGUUUCGGAGAGAGCGACCUGUUUGACUCAGAGAGUUCUCAGAAAAACCCGUUGCCUGCCUCACAGGACACUGACGGACGGAGGGCAGGGAGGGUAACCCUGACCCAAAGCCGCAGCACCCAGGGGUACCGGCACAGGGGAGCCCAGGAAUCCCGACUUCACACUGGAUGCAGCACCCAGCUAUCCUCCCAGAGCAGAAUGGGACACUCGGACAGUAGGGAGGUGGGCUCUCCGGCGCCACCAGAAGGGGAGGGGGAGGAGGAGGUCCCUAUGGAUCGGAUCCACCUAGUGAGGAAGCCACAGAGAGCAGCGGUUCCCACAUCUCUGUGUGACCUUGGAGUUGCCGGUGGUCAUGGUGCGUCUGGCCCCGAGCUGGGGAGGGUAUCAGGCGACCCCAGCCCUGCGGCUUCCACCUACCAGGCAGCGAUGCGGGGGCUGGGCAGUGCCAAGUCCCGCACGCUGUCCCAGGCCGUAGUGGACCCCCCUCAGAUAUCCACCAACCCGCCAGCCAGACCGGCGCUGGUCCCCGAUGCAGAGUACCCGGGCGAUGACUGGCUGGAGGACGAUCUGGGUGACCGCCGGCGGAGGAAGAGGCUGCGGGAACAUGGGGGGGCGUCCCCAGACGUCAGCCCGGCAGAGUUGGACUCAGCCAGCGAGGAUGAGCUCGUCAGCGGUUCCCCUGCCAAGUCGGCGCCUGCGGGCCCCGGAUCCCGUGGCGGUCCUGCCCCGCAGAGGAAGAGGCGGCGGCAGGUGCGGAUGACCCAGAUGGUGGAAAGGACAGUGGUCGGGAGGACAGGGAGGACCGCCAGCACGUCUGCCGAACGCAUCCCUGAGCUCAGCACUCCAGUAGCAGCCCCUUACAACUCCACGAGUUCAGUGCCGCCGAUGACGCAGUCUGUGAACACGACAGUGGUUCCGUCCAUCAGGGUCAGGGUCAAGGUUCAAGAGUGUACGUUCCUGAUCCCUGUGCCACACAGCAGCACUGAGGAACACACGGUGUCGUGGCUGGCAGACCAGGCCUCCCAGCGCUACUACCAGGCCUGUGGACUGCUGCCCAAGCUCACCCUGCAGAAGGAAGGGGCACUGCUCGACCUGCAGGAUCCCGUCAUCCAUGUUCUGCAGAGCAAUGAGGAGGUGCUGGCGAACGUGGUGUCCUGGGACAUGCCACCUCUCGCUGACAGAUACAAGAAAGCGUGCCAGAGCCUGGGAUUGGGUGAGGACGGCCUGGUGCUGCAGGCGUGCGAGACGCAGGGGAACAGCAGCUCUUUCCGUCUAUGUGGCCUGUCGCUGGGCCCCAAGCGCCUGACGCCCGUCUUGCGCGCCCUCCGGCAACACACUGCCACCCGCCAUCUCCGGCUCUCCGGCAACCGUCUCACCGACUCCGCUGCGGAGGAGCUGCUGGGCAGCCUGGUCACCAUGCCCAACCUCACCCUGCUUGACGUCUCCUCCAAUCAGAUCACAGCCCUGGGGCUGAGGAAGCUCAGCGAGGGAGCUCAGCGCCCUGGUGAACCAGUCUUCCAGAAUCUGCAGGAGUUGGACCUGAGCCUCAACCCCCUGGGUGAAGGCAGCUCCCAGCCGCUGGCUUCACUGAUCGCCGCCUGCCCCGUCCUCAGCACACUCAGACUCCAGGGCUGCGGUCUCACCACCCGCUUCCUGCAGCACCAUCGACUGCAGCUGGCGGAGGCCCUAAAGGGUGCCCUGCAUCUGAAAACGCUGUGCCUGUCUCACAACCCUCUGGGUGCAGUGGGCAUAGAGCUGGUUCUGCAGAGCCUGCCUCACCACAGCCUCACCCACCUGGAGCUGGCGGCGGUGGGCGGAGCCUGCGGGGACACGCUGCGCGUCGAGCACUUGGUCAGGUACCUGUCGCAGGAUGGAUGCUCUCUGACCCACCUGAACCUCUCCGCUAAUCGUCUGACGGAUGAUUCUCUUCGGGACCUUUCCAGGUGUCUGCUGCUGUGCCGCUCGCUGCUGUCACUCGACCUGUCUGCCAACGCAGGGCUGACCAGUGGAGGGGUGGAAAUGCUGCUGGGGGCCAUGCGUGAGCGGAACUGUGCAAUGCACUUCCUCAGUGUGGCAGGUGCCCCCGUGCAUAGCUCCCCGCUCGCCGAGGGAAUUGCUCCCAAGCUGGGCGAACUGCGUCUCUGUAGCACCCGGCUCAGUAAGUGUGACAAGGAGGGACUGACGGACUCCUGGCGAAGUUCCCUGGGAGGGCAGCUUCAGAUUCUCUGCCGUUUGCACAAGUGUCUGCUGAAAGCAGUGCCCAGCAGCCAGCAUUAACCCGCCUGCCCGCUCCCGUCCACCGGCCCCGUAGCCCUUCCAUCCAUGUAUGUAUAAUGACAACCUUUUUAAUCACAGCUGCCUUUGUACAUUGUGUAUUAAACCAGACAUCUUGACUGAUCUGAGUCUGAUCUUCACUCUCUGGUUCCUGCCCCUGCCCCUCUC